Nilaparvata lugens (brown planthopper) is the source of this 689-nucleotide messenger RNA. RefSeq lists its product as uncharacterized. The transcript has a single exon. Lineage: Eukaryota; Metazoa; Arthropoda; Insecta; Hemiptera; Delphacidae. The record is from RefSeq and is a predicted model, not a curated record. The coding region runs from base 115 to 660 and encodes 181 amino acids.
CCGCGUUUACACCGAAGUUUCAAACAAAAAGUUGCAAACUUUUAUUGCAAACAGCAGUUGCAAACAGUAGUUUCAAAUAAAAGUUUGCAACUUUUAUUUCAUGGUUUUAUUUCCAUGUUUCAUGAAAAUGUUUUCAACCUUGAUUAUGACUCGCCUAUGUUCUGGUUCCUGGGAUCAGUCCUUCCGAGGAUGUCAAGUGUCGAGGAUGUCAUUUUAGCCGCGGCGGCGUGUGUCGUGUUGUCAAAGCAACGUAGGCCGAGACGAUACUGGGUGAGGCCGUCUCUGAAUUCCAGAGCUACGUACAGUGGAAACGACCUGUUGGACGAUUUAAAUAGAGAUGAUGUCGACCCUCUAUCAGGUGAACUGAGAACGGACGGAAGUUUUAAAAACUUUGUAAGAAUGACCAGAGAGGAUUUUGAAUAUAUAACUUUAAUGAUUGGUCACAAAAUUUCGAAAAUGGAUACGAAUUACCGAAAGGCUAUUUCUGUAACGGAAAAACUAGCCGUAACCUUGCGUUUUUUAGCUACCGGAGAUUCAUACACAAGCUUGAGUUACCUGUUCAAGAUAUCAAAAUCAACCAUAUCUUUGUUUGUACCUGAGGUGUGCGAGGCUUUAAUAGAUCUUCUGAAGGAUAACAUAAAGGUAAUACGUUAUAAGUAGACUAUACAUAGCCUAUAUUUGUUAUUUUG